Messenger RNA from Stylonychia lemnae, 2265 nucleotides. NCBI's taxonomy places the organism in Eukaryota, Ciliophora, Spirotrichea, Sporadotrichida, Oxytrichidae. The record is from the annotation of a GenBank genome assembly.
AUGGGAAUAAAAGACCUUUUACCGCAUUUAAAGUCCAUUCAUAGAUAAAGGAAUGUCUCUGACUACAAGGGAAUGACUGUAGCCGUGGAUGGUUACAUUAAGGAGCAUAUACUUGUGCAAUGGACCUUGCUUAUGGGAGAGGAGUUGAUAACUAUUGUUAUGCUCAGGAGUAAAACCUUUGAUUAUCUUCGAUGGCUGCAGACUAAUAAUGAAAGAAAUCGAUAGAGAGCUCGAUAAGAAGCAGAAGAGUUUCAUAGACAAGGCAAUGUUCACAUGGCUAUGAGAAAAUUCUCUGAAUCAGUUGAUAUUACUCCAGAAAUGGCUUAUGAGUUUAUCUAAAUUCUCAAGUCUAGUGAUGUUGAGUAUUAUGUAGCGCCAUAUGAAGCAGAUGCUCAGCUUGCUUAUAUGUAUUUGUAGAAGAGAGCUCAAGUUGUGAUAACUGAAGAUUCUGACUUACUUAUCUUUGGAGUGAAAAAAGUAAUGUUCAAAAUGGACAAAAAUGGUUUUGGAACUGAGAUUGACCUUGACAGAUUAGGUGAAGUUGAGGAGCUCAAUUUCAAGUCUUUUACUUCUGAUAUGCUUUUAACAUGUUGUAUUUUAAGUGGAUGUGACUAUCUCGAUUCGAUAAAAGGGAUUGGCUUUAAGAAAGCUCACAAACUUGUCUUUGAUCAAGGGGACGAGUUGUAAAAUAUCUUGAAAAGAGUUAGACGUGAGGGAAAACUCUUAAUUCCUUAAGAUUACGAGAAGACUUUUGAGAAGGCAUUCCUAACCUUCAAAUUCUAAUUAGUUUACUGUCCAGAUAAGGAAGACCUCGUACAUUUAAAUGAUCCUGAUACUCAUCCCUAAGGUAAGCUACUAAAGAAUUACGCGAGCUUGGAAUUUCUGGGGAAAAAAUUAGAUCAAGAAACAGCUAAAGCAAUUGCAAUGGGAGAGAUUGACCCAAUGUCUCAUAAAUCAUAUGCUCAGUUGAUUUAUGAGAGAAACAACUUAAAGCCAGUGUUUUUCAGAAAGAAUCAAGGAACGACUAAAUAAGUUACAAUAAAGGACAACAAUGUCAAUAUCACUCAGAAGGAAUCUAAAGUUGUUGAAAAAAAGAAGGGCAAUCUAUUUAAUUUCUUUCAAAAAUCUACUAAGACUAAUGUAGUCAACUAAUAUGAAGAGGUAAUCAAUACCAAUCUAAUUUUAAACUCAUAGAUAAAAGUAGGAACUUAAGAAGACUCCCAGAACAAUAGCCUAAGUCAGCCAGAAAAGAAGUCUAAACCAAUCAUAAAGCCAAAAACCAACAAUUCAAACGAAGAAGAUGACGAGGCCACUCCUAUAAAGCAUUAAAUUGCUGGCUAAAUCAAUAAGAAACGAAAGUUUAAUGAGAUUCUAGGUUCUGAUGAGAAUGUAAACUCUUAGAACCAGCUGAUUGACUUUGAGGAACCGUCUUCCCAGGUUUUAGUAUCGAAGUUCUUUAGGAAUAAUGAUGGUUCAAUCACUCCAAUACCUUAAAUUGAAAGGAAAGAUCAAUAUGAAAUUCAGUCAAAAUAUACCGGUAUAGCUAAGUAAUUAGAACCGAAUGGAAGAAAGUAUCUAGACAUGUUUAAAUUUUAACCCCCUGGUAAGAUAUCUCAAGUUAAGUAGGCAUUAGAGCCUUUAUCAAUAAUUUAGCCAGCUUAAAAAUCCGUUACUCCUAUUCAAAUAAUGAGCAGUAAACUUGCUAUUGAAAAAUUAGAAUCAUUGGAAAAAUGCAGUCUAGAAUCACUUGAGGUUUAGGUAAAAUAAAUCUAAUCAAAGACUGAAACAAUGAGAGAGGUGUGCAAUAAGUCCAUGGAUGAUUUCAAAAAAUAUAUAAAUACGAAAGCGAUCAACUAUGGCUCUUCCUCAAACAUUAAUCUUGGGAGCAAAAGAAGUAGCAGUAUAAAUACCAAUAAUCUUAAACAUCAUCUAGGAGGGUAUAAGAACAAAAAUAAAGAAUUUAUAGGCUAAAUCUAGUAGUACUCUUAAGAUUCUUAGAGAUCAGACAAGAUUAGCUACUAGAAUUGUAAGAAAGAUUUGACUGGAGAUGAUUAAGUACUCGAUGAAUAAGCAGAUAUUGCUUAAAUUGAAUAAUAAAAUGAAGCAAUUGUCUCAACUUAAAUUAGUAAAGCCUAAGCUAAUGAUGAACAAGGAAAGUCAAGUAAAAAUGAAAGGAGUUUUCAAAUCUUGUAAUUCUUCGAUCAAUUCAAGAUGCCAAUAAAAGUAAACGCUUAAGUUAAAAAACCAUCAAUUAAUUAAUUGUGA